Molecule: messenger RNA, 1387 nt
Organism: Verruconis gallopava
Lineage: Eukaryota; Fungi; Ascomycota; Dothideomycetes; Venturiales; Sympoventuriaceae
Exons: 2
Coding region: 112-1242 (376 amino acids)
Molecular function (GO): oxidoreductase activity
Source: RefSeq, a predicted model, not a curated record
UUAUAUUGUGCGCGGCACGAGAGUCUGAUACUGCAAAUCAUUUAUCUUUACCUAAGAAACUUCCAUUCACUAGAAGACACCAAUAUCAUAUAAAAUCAACAUUUGAACAGCAUGGCGUUGAAAACGGAGAGGCAGGCAAUAGUGAUUCGGUCUGUCGAAGGACGCCCGGGCGAAGUUUACUAUCCUCUCGAGAAGAAAACGUACAUUGAAACGGAACCAAAAGACGACGAACUAAUCGUGGAGCUCUCCGCAGUUGCGUUGAAUCACAGAGAUUUGUUUAUUCGCCAGCAUCUUUACCCCGGGACUACCUUCGGUGUGCCAUUAUUGUCUGACGGCUGUGGCAAAGUAAUUCUCACCGGAAAGUCUCCAGCUGCGGCGGCUUUUCUCCACAAGCGAGUAAUUAUCAAUCCUGGAUGUGGUUGGGAGAAAGCUACAGAGGGUCCAGAAGAUCAGUCUGGAUACAAAAUUCUAGGAGGUACCAAGCUCAAUCCCAAAGGCACAUUCGCGGAAACUAUAUGCGUGAAGUGGAGUGACGUUGAAGAAGCUCCAAAGCAUCUUUCCGAUAUCGAAGCAGCUGCUCUCCCGCUUACUGGACUGACUGCCUGGCGUGCUCUCUUUACGAAAAGCGGAAAUGCCGUGGCAAAUCGAAACAUCCUUGUCACGGGUAUUGGUGGUGGUGUGGCUCUGAUGGUUCUUGCGUAUAGUGUGGCUAUGGGAAUCAACGUCUACGUUACAAGUAGCGACGAACAAAAAUUAGACAAAGCUAAGAAGCUUGGGGCUCGUGCAGGAGCCAAUUAUAAAACACAAGGAUGGGAGAAAGAGCUCAUCUCUCAACUCCCAUCGGAAAGACAGUAUUUUGAUGCCAUUAUUGAUGGUGCCGGAGGUUCGAUCGUGCACAGUGCCGUCAAACUUCUCAAGCAAGGUGGAGUCAUUGUAUCAUACGGAAUGACAACCGGCCCAUCGCUAUCAUUCUCCAUGAGUGCGGUACUAAAGAACAUUGAUCUUCGAGGGUCGACAAUGGGAUCACGCGAAGAAUUUCGCCAGAUGGUCGCCUUCGUCAAUGAACGUAGGAUAUAUCCAGUUAUUUCCCGCGUGGUAAAAGGGAUAGACAAUAUGCACGAAAUCGAAGGUCUUUUUGAAGAGAUGAAGAAAGGGGCACAGUUUGGCAAACUGGUAAUUCAUAUUCGUGAGAGCGAUGAUGAGUCAUCGCGAGGUUCUGGGAAAGCAGAAGUCAGACUAUAGCAUGCGGUAAAGACAAUCAAGUAACUUGUUCGUACAGAUUUCAUUAGAGAAACGAAGAAAUCCUUGUCAAAUACGUUCAUAACGAAAGGGGCAGCAUGAGAAUGUGGACUAUGUGAUCAAGCAGAUUAGCCCAACUAGCUUCAAG